GAAUUUCACAUAUAUAUUCCCGAGGACUAAGGAUGGUGGAACACGUAAUGUCGGAUAGAACAAUCAUUGUCCCCAUCCAUGAUCUUGGCGAGUAGCUGCAACCUCACUUGCAGACCAUCUUAGAAAUCUACUUCCCUGCACGCAAUCGGUCAGUUGCCGGAUAAGAAUGGCACCAGAGACAGAUGACACCGGCCCGCCAAGCCCGGACAUUCUGCUUGCGACACUCGCCGAGGCUUGCCUGUCAGGACAAGGCUAUGGAUCAAUGUCUCCAUCCAUCUAUGAUACCGCCUGGCUCUCUAUGAUCGAGAAGCCAGUCGGCUCGGGACUGUGGCUAUUCCCUGACUGCUUCGAUUACAUCUUGCGACAACAAUCUGACAAUGGGGGAUGGCCAUCUUAUUCCACUGUGACGGAUGGGAUUUUGAACACGUCUGCGGCACUACUGGCGCUUAUAACACACCAAAAGAGGUGUCGCUCGGAUCAGGUCUUAGAGUCUCGCUGUCACAAAGCCCAACAAGCCCUCGAGACCUUAUUAGACCGUUGGGACGUGUCAGCGUGCGAUCAAGUAGGCUUCGAAGUGUUGGUAACGCAGCACAUCAAUCUGCUGGCCGCGGAUGGAGUGGCUAUUAAGUUCCCGGGAAAGCAACACCUUGAUGAGGUUUUCCAUGCAAAGCUCAAACGGCUCUCAUCAUUACAAGACUUCCUUUACAAAAGGCCAUGCACAUUGCUGCACUCACUGGAAGCAAUGAUAGGGCAUAUCGACUUCGACCGGAUCCGCUGCUGGAGAGAGCCCAGUGGAUCAAUGAUGAACUCGCCAUCGUCGACAGCUGCAUACCUUAUGCACGCUUCCGAAUGGGAUCAGGCCGCUGAAGAUUACUUGCGCGCUGCUUUGCAGCAAGGACCAGGACGAUCCACAGGGUGCGUGCCUUGCGCUUGGCCUACGACAAUAUUUGAGGUUUCAUGGACAGUUACAACUCUUGUUCAAGCUGGUAUCCGAAUAGGCGAAGGGGACUCAAGUGCUCUGAGAACGGUUCUGGAGCGUGCUUUGUCUGAUGGUCAGGGCUGUGUUGGAUUUUCGCCAAACUCGACCGUUCCAGAUGCUGAUGAUACGGCAAAAACCAUCCUCGCCCUGCGAUAUUUGGGGAACAAGGAUUUUAGCAUUGACCCACUCCUGGCGACGUUUGAGACUGAAGAGCACUUUUUGACUUAUCAAGGAGAGAGAAAUCCGAGCUUCAGCACCAACUGUAACGUUCUCAUGUGUCUUGGUAUGCUAGAGAAUGCUCUGGAAUAUACCUCACAGAUCACCAAGACGGUCAAAUUUCUGAGCGACCGCAUUUUCGCGGCCCAGCUUACAGACAAAUGGAACCGAUCUGAACUGUACUCGAUGAUGCUUCUAUCCCAAGCUUUGGAGCGCCUAUACGGCAUCGACAAUGAAUCGCUACUCAACAAAGUGUCAUUUCAAUGCCCCAUACUAUUCAAUGAAUCUGUCCCAGUUGCGACUAUCCAGGUUCUCAUCAAAUUGGUUGGCUCACAAGGAGAAAAUGGCUCGUGGGAGGAUAUGUGUGAGCCGACGGCUUACGCUAUUCUUGCCCUGAGGUCGCUUGUACACCUACCAUGGUUGCGUGACGGUUUGGAGCUUUAUGGAAUCAAGUCCUGCAUUGACCGGGGCAGAUCCUAUCUGAAAGAAUCUGGCCAUAGCGAAUGGGUCAGAGGGAGGCACAUCUGGAUCGAAAAGCUUACCUACGCUUCGCCCCUCCUAUCGGAGAUUUAUUGUCAUGCUGCACUCUACAUCUCGCCUCCUCAGCCGCAGGGGAAUGAUACACCUACACCGUCUCUAGCGCAAGUACUGCCGAAUCCUACGAUCCUCGCAGGGAUGCGAAAAGCCGGCGUACUUAUGGCCCGCACGCCACUCCUAGGCCCUUCUCAGCUAGAGCCAAGUCUCCUCCGCGCCGCUGAGCUCCAGGCGGCUUACGCAUUGGGCGAACUCCAGAGGCACAAGCGGGACGUGUUUCCCGCACCACCACGCAAGCAUAAAACCAACGGCAAUGGAGGUGUGAACGAUGCGGCGAGGGACAGAUACCUCACGUUCGUGCCACUCACGUGGACGGCCUGCGCUGCGGUGUAUGGUGGAAAGUCCGUGAGCCUGCGCGUACUAUACGACAUGAUGGUCUUCUCCAUGCUGGUGUAUCAGGCGGAUGAGUACAUGGAGGGAGUGGUUGAGGCUGACCUGGGGACACAUUUAGAAUCGGUCAGGGAACUAGUCAGACGUGUUGUCGGCGAAGAGCUGGCCGAUGCUCCUCGCCCUCUCGGUCAAGAACAACCCUUGCAGCCGAAGAACGGCGUCACCACCAGCAACGGCACCACCACAAACGCACAUCCCAAGGCUCUCAUGGAUGCUGAGAUAGUACUCCGGAGAUUUGUCUCCUACGUGCUGCGCCAUCCAUUUGUGCUCGGGAGCCCGGCUCAUCUCCGGAUGAGAGUGACGAGCGAGGUGGAGGCGUUCUUACUUGCUCAUCUCCAGCAGGCCGAGGACAACAGGACGCUGCAUGCCUCCCGACAAGGAGGCACCCACCUAAGCUUUACUCAAACUGAUGAAGCUGGUUGUGGAUCACGCAUCUCGGCGAAUCCAUGGGAAAGCGCUGGCGGUGACAGCUUGAAGUCAGGCCAAACACAGGAAAAUGAGAGGGUCCAUCCGGCAAAAAGGAGCAGGACCUUCUACAACUGGGUCCGGAGCACAUCAGCAGAUCAUACUUCUUGUCCUUGUGCAUUUGUCUUCUUCAACUGCCUAGUCACGUCUUCGUCACCCAAGGCGUCCUCCGUUGAUCUAUACGGAAAUUCGGCAAAAACGGCGUACGUGGCCGAGGACUUGUGCCGCCACCUAGCCAGCAUGUGUCGUAUGUACAAUGACUAUGCAAGUGUUGUGCGGGACGAGAUCGAGGGUAAUCUGAACUCCAUUGCUUUCGCUGAAUUCGGCUCAGGUCAAGAGCGUAUCGAAUCAGAUGGGAGUGUGGAGCAUAAAAAGGCGCAACUCAUGUGGAUCGCAGAGUACGAGCGACGCGGGAUGGAAGCGGCCAUGUUGGAACUGAAGGGAGAGGUCGACAGCCGCAGUGGGCUAGAUCAGGGGAUCGUGGAUUCAACUAGGUUGUUCGUCUCGGUUACGGAUUUGUAUGGACAAAUUUACGUGAUUCGGGAUCUUACUAACCGUGUGAAGGGAGGUGGGACUCGGAAAUAGAUAGCAUCGCCCAGGUGUGGAAGAGGAUACGAGACAAGUUGUUCAUUUGAGCUUUCCAAUGUUUACCACCAUCAACGUU
This is a messenger RNA of Diaporthe batatas, 3308 nucleotides long. RefSeq lists its product as uncharacterized. Gene Ontology annotation, biological process: diterpenoid biosynthetic process. Bases 167 to 3229 code for a protein of 1020 amino acids. The transcript has 5 exons. NCBI's taxonomy places the organism in Eukaryota, Fungi, Ascomycota, Sordariomycetes, Diaporthales, Diaporthaceae. Gene Ontology annotation, molecular function: terpene synthase activity; magnesium ion binding. The record is from RefSeq and is a predicted model, not a curated record.